Chilo suppressalis (striped riceborer) is the source of this 1176-nucleotide messenger RNA. The record is from the annotation of a GenBank genome assembly. Lineage: Eukaryota; Metazoa; Arthropoda; Insecta; Lepidoptera; Crambidae.
AUGGAUGCGGAAAGCGCAGGACCGUUGUGUGUCGAAAUCCCUAGAGGAGGCGUAUGUCCAUGGUGGAUGAUAAGUAAUCUUUUAAGCACCUACAAAGAAGACCUAAAAUCAUCUUCCGCUGAAUUGGUUUAUGGUGAACCAUUGCGCCUACCAGGAGAUUUUUUCCAACCAGAUGAGGAAAGUACUGUAGAUAUGUCGGAUUAUGUGGCACGUCUUCAAUUGUUCGUAAGACAGCUGCAACCAUCCCCAGCUUCACGUAAUGGUUCCCAGAAGUCUUCUUUCAUCUUUGAAGAUCUAGCCACGGCUCCUCACAUCUUCCUUCGAGAUGACGCAGGGGCCGGCUGCCUCAAACCAGCAUACACAGGACCACAUGAGAGUUCUAGAACGAGGCGACAAGGUGUUCAAACUCGCAGUCAAUGGUCAAGCAUCAGCAGCCACACAGCAAGCCAGCAUCAGCCUCAAGGUUCCAUCGCAGCUCUCAACGACGCUUCCUGGACCUUCGGCAGCACUCGACGGCAUUAUCCCGACCUGAUCUUCGCAGCCCACGAGCGUCGGGCCGCGGCCCCAGAGCUACCAUCACCCAGCUCGGAGGAAAAUCUUCCCCUUUGGCCUUCCUACACUGGUGACCCUCGACUGAGCACAGCAGCAGCAAGAAGCAAACUUCAACCAUCGCAGCGCAGCCAUCAAACCUCAUACCCCUUCCUCAUCAGGUCAAGCAUCAGCAGCCACACAGCAAGGCAGCAUCAGCCUCAAGGUUCUAUCGCAGCUCUCAACGACGCUUCCUGGACCUUCGGCAGCACUCGACAGCAUUAUCCCGACCUGAUCUUCGCAGCCCACGACCAGUAGUACCUCACUUGUCGGCCGCAAGCACACCGGCGUGGCAGCCCUGCACACCCAGCAGCUCGGACCCACCGUCACACUCCACCUGUCUCGACUCACCGUAGACUGGAGCAACUCUGCAGCGCUGGCGACGCGUCUUCACCCCACCCGUCUACCAUCCGGGCGGCCCCCGAGCUACCAUCAUCCAGCUCGGAGGAAGAUCUUCCACUUUGGCCUUCCUAUACUUACCAACUAUUAGAAAUUAUAUUUCUAUGGUUAUGUCCACCGGCUGACCAGACCAGCCUGCACAGUGUGAAGGAACCUCUACGCAGAAAGGGGCCUUAUAGGAAGGGAUAA